CCGGAAGCAGAGGCUGGGUGCGGAGGCUGCGGACCCCGUCCUCGGACCCCGCCGGCGCCAUGUGGCUUUCGCUGCUGCUGCUGCUGGCCCUGCUGCUGCUGGCGGUCUUCCGCAAAGGGCACCUGCUCCUGUCCGCAGGCAGCUCCCCGAACCCCUUCUCCGAGGACGUCAGGUGUACCCUCGCGCCGCUAGUGACCGACAAGGAGGCCAGGAAGAAGGUUCUCAAGCGAGCUUUCUCAGCCAGCCAAGUGCCAGAGAAUCUGGAUGCAGUGGUGAUUGGCAGUGGCUUUGGGGGCCUGGCUGCAGCUGCGAUUCUGGCCAAAGCUGGCAAGCGAGUUCUGGUGCUGGAACAACACGGCAAGGCCGGAGGCUGCUGUCAUACUUUCAGACAGAAAGGUGUUGAGUUUGACACAGGAAUCCAUUAUGUUGGGUCCAUGCAAGAGGACGGGAUUUGCCGUUUGGUCUUGGACCAGAUCACGGAGGGGCAGCUGGACUGGGCUGCCUUGUCCUCUCCCUUUGACAUCAUGGUACUGGAAGGGCCCAAUGGCCGAAAGGAGUUCCCCAUGUACAGUGGGGAGAAAGCUUACAUUCAGGGCCUCAAGGAGAAGUUUCCCCAGGAAGAAGCUGCCAUUGACAAAUAUGUAAAGCUGGUUAAGGUGGUGUCCCGUGGAGCCAUCCAUGCCGUCUUGUUGAAGAUGCUCCCCUUGCGCUUAGCUCAGCUCAUCAGCAAAUGUGGGCCGCUCACCCGUUUCUUUCCAUUUCUUCGUGCAUCCACCCAGAGCCUGGCUGACGUCCUGCGACAGCUGCCCGCCUCCCCGGAGCUCCGGGCGGUGCUGAGCUAUAUCUUCCCCACUUACGGUGUGACCCCCAGCCACAGUGCCUUUUCCAUGCAUGCUCUGGUGGUUGACCAUUACAUAGAAGGAGCCUUUUAUCCCCGAGGGGGUACCAGUGAGAUCGCUUUCCACACCAUCCCUGUGAUUCAGCGGGCCGGGGGCGCUGUCCUGACCCAUGCCACUGUGCAGAGCGUGUUGCUAGACUCAGCUGGGAAAGCCUGUGGCGUCACUGUGAAGAAGGGUCAGGUGCUGGUGAACAUCUGUUGCCCCAUCGUGAUCUCCGACGCAGGACUCUUCAAUACCUAUAAGUACCUGCUACCUGAGAACGCCCGCUGCCUGCCAGGUGUGAAGCAGCAGCUGGAGAUGGUGCGGCCUGGCUUGGGUGCCUUCUUUGUUUUCAUCAGCCUGCGAGGCACCAAGGAGGACUUAGGGCUACAGUCCACCAACUACUUUGUCUGCUUCGACACAGACCUCGACAAGGCAAUGGAGCACUACCUCUCGGCGCCCAGGGAAAAGGCUGCAGCACACGUGCCCAUCUUCUUCAUCGCUUCCUCGUCAGCCAAGGACCCCACUUGGGAGGACCGGUUCCCAGACCGGUCCACGAUGAUCGUGCUGAUGCCCACCUGCUAUGAGUGGUUUGAAGAAUGGCGGGAGGAAGCAAAGGGACAGCGGAGCAGCGACUAUGAGACCCUCAAAAACUCCUUUGUCGAAGCCUCCCUGUCAGUUGUCAUGAGGCUGUUCCCACAGCUAGAGGGGAAGGUGGACAGUGUGGCUGGAGGGUCCCCACUGACCUACCAGUUCUAUCUGGCUGCUCCCCGAGGUGCCUGCUACGGGGCAGACCAUGACCUGGACCGCCUACAUCCUCAUGUGAUAGCUUCCAUGAGGGCCCAAACCCCCAUUCCCAACCUCUACCUGACAGGCCAGGAUAUCUUCACUUGUGGGUUGAUGGGGGCCUUGCAAGGGGCUCUGCUGUGCUGCAGUGCCGUCCUGAAGCGGAACUUGUACUUAGACCUUAAGAAGCUUCACUCAAGGAUCCACACACAGAAGAAGCAGCAUUAGUUCAGUAAGCAGUGGGUCUGAGGAGUCCCAUCGGUGCUAUGGCUCAGCCCUUGAUUAGCCAUGAUGUCCUUCUGUCCUGUUCCUUCCUCACAUAAAGCACUCUAAUUUAUUUUAAUUUCUGACUAGAGGUCUGACACACAGGUCACAGUCCUUAGAUCACAGUUCUCAAGCUGUGGCUCUUCCAGCUGGCCGAUGAUGAGCUCUCAAACCUCUAACAUGUUGUCCCUGCUGAAAGACCUGGUGUGGGUGGGCCAGUGCCUUGCAGAGCUCAUCUUGUCAAGCGGUGCUUUGCAUACCACACUCCCAUACCUCCCAGCUCCGAGCUGUCAAGAGUCAAGUAUUCUUUUGGUCAGGUGGAGAGAACCUUCAAAAGCAUGGGCCAUGGGGCGCCUGGGUGGCUCAGUGGGUUAAAGCCUCUGCCUUCG
Messenger RNA from Enhydra lutris kenyoni (northern sea otter), 2317 nucleotides. RefSeq names its product retinol saturase. Bases 60 to 1892 code for a protein of 610 amino acids. The transcript has 11 exons. Lineage: Eukaryota; Metazoa; Chordata; Mammalia; Carnivora; Mustelidae. The record is from RefSeq and is a predicted model, not a curated record.